Molecule: messenger RNA, 1768 nt
Organism: Ochotona curzoniae (black-lipped pika)
Lineage: Eukaryota; Metazoa; Chordata; Mammalia; Lagomorpha; Ochotonidae
Gene: CDK20
Product: cyclin dependent kinase 20
Exons: 8
Coding region: 262-1302 (346 amino acids)
Biological process (GO): protein phosphorylation
Cellular component (GO): nucleus
Molecular function (GO): ATP binding; cyclin-dependent protein serine/threonine kinase activity
Source: RefSeq, a predicted model, not a curated record
GCAGCCAUUGCUCGGUGAAACGGCGCCGCCGGGAAGCUGUCCGCGCGUGGGUGACCUCUGUGGAGUUAACGCCACUGCUGCGUGGCAGCGGAGACGUAAGAAAGGCGCGCUGGCUGAGAACCACUGUCCCCGACCGAGGCAGCUUGGGUGCGCGGUCGUGUGCUGCGCCGCGCGCCCACACUUCGCUGGUCCCACCCCGGGGUUGCCAGGCGACCGCGUCCGUCUGCGAGCGGUGGGCUAGGCGGAGAGCCUGGGCGCCCCAUGGACCAGUACUGCAUUCUAGGCCGCAUUGGCGAGGGAGCCCAUGGCAUCGUCUUCAAGGCCAAGCACGUAGAGACUGGGGAGAUAGUUGCCCUCAAGAAGGUGGCACUGCGACGGCUGGAGGAUGGCAUCCCCAACCAGGCGCUGCGGGAGAUCAAGGCUUUGCAGGAGAUCGAGGACAAUCAGCAUGUGGUGCAGCUGAAGGCUGUGUUCCCGCAUGGUGCGGGCUUCGUGCUGGCCUUUGAGUUCAUGCUGUCAGAUCUGGCUGAGGUGGUACGCCAUGCCCAGAGGCCGCUGGCUCCCGCGCAGGUCAAGAGCUACCUGCAGAUGCUGCUCAAGGGUGUCGCCUUCUGCCAUGCCAACAACAUUGUGCAUCGGGACCUGAAGCCUGCCAACCUUCUCAUCAGUGCCUCAGGCCAGCUCAAGAUAGCAGACUUUGGCCUGGCCAGAGUCUUCUCCCCAGAUGGCAGCCGCCUGUACACACACCAGGUGGCCACCAGGUGGUACCGAGCACCUGAGCUCCUGUAUGGUGCCCGCCAGUAUGACCAGGGCGUCGACCUGUGGGCCGUAGGCUGCAUCAUGGGGGAGCUGCUGAACGGGUCCCCGCUCUUCCCGGGCGAGAAUGACAUCGAACAGCUUUGCUGUGUGCUUCGCAUCUUGGGCACCCCCAGCCCUCAAGUCUGGCCGGAGAUUACAGAGCUGCCCGACUACAACAAGAUCUCCUUCAAGGAGCAAGCACCCGUGCCCCUGGAGGAGGUGCUGCCCGAUGCUUCUCCUCAGGCCUUGGACUUGCUGGGUCGUUUCCUGCUAUACCCUCCUCGCCAGCGCAUCGCGGCCUCCCAGGCCCUCCUGCAUCAGUACUUCUUCACAGCUCCUCUGCCUGCCCACCCAUCCGAGCUGCCCAUUCCUCAGCGCCCAGGGGGACCUGCCCCCAAGGCCCACCCAGGGCCUCCUCAUGUCCAUGAAUUCCAUGUGGACCGGCCUCUUGAGGAGUCACUGUUGAAUCCAGAGCUGAUCCGGCCCUUCAUCCCAGAAGGAUAAGAUGGCUGGCCCAGAUGCUGCUUACCUGCUUCUCACAACCGCCCAGGCUGUUUGUCCUCCUGCCAGACUCAGGCUUCCAAGGACUCCUGCAACCACACUGGGCUGCUCCACAGAUGGUCCCGCUCCUGUGAUGUGCUGUCUUUGUGAGGUCUGGUCUCAAAGAGGCACAGGUCACAGUCCCAGCCAAGGCAAUGAGGGUGCCCAGCCCUGCAGAGGAGACCUGUGGUCCAUGCUCUGCAGCCCUCACAUCUGUGUGCUGCUGACUUAAUCUACAGAAAGACUGAGCUGAACUGCUGUCCAGGACCACUACACAGAAUGGUGACACCUACCUGAAUGCAGGUUUCUAGGGCACUGCGUCCUGAUGUAGGUAUUCUUGUAGAACCAUCCAGGGAAAAUGCAGAGUGCGGUGGCUUCAUCCUGGGAAGCCAAGCUUUGUUCUCAGAACAUUAAACACUCUAGUUCAGUA